Messenger RNA from Arabidopsis arenosa, 972 nucleotides. Lineage: Eukaryota; Viridiplantae; Streptophyta; Magnoliopsida; Brassicales; Brassicaceae. The record is from the annotation of a GenBank genome assembly.
CUUCUGGUUUGAUUCUGGUAACAGGUUUCAUGGCAAAAGACAGAUCCUAUUGGUCUCAUAGACAAAAGCAGCGUCGAAAACUUCUCCGAAAGGUCUUGUAUCAAGUAUGGGAUGCAUGCUGGGCAAUUGCUCCAGCAAGACAUUUAGACGCUCUGUUUAGGAAGCAUAGACUUUUAGGGGCUCGUGAGGAAUUGUCGAUUCAAGAAAUUAUUGAUAGGAUGCCUAGGGGUGCAUUAGAGAAUCGUCGUCUUACGAAUUAUGAUGCGUUGAUAAACAUUCUCAAGGAAGGAACAGUAUUAGAGAGUGAGAAUCCAUUGAAUUAUGGAUUUGCAGAGGAAAGUACUGAAGCUGCAAAUGUCCGAAUGUACAAAGCUUUAGAGGUCAAUUUGUACAAGUCUGAGGAGUGUGAUGAUGGUGAUUAUGAUAAGCUGCUUGAGAAAAGUAUCAGAAAUUCACCAAUAGCAGCACGCCUUGUUCUGGUUAAUGACGAUUAUGAGGCUAUUAAAGGAAAAUCAAUCUAUCUUCCAGAUCCAUUAGCACCUGAGGAUGCAGGACAUCUAUUGUUGCUUACCGGGUUUGGAGUUGAUGCAAAUGGCAUAGAGUUUUGGGAGGCGCAGGAUUCUUAUGGACGGAAGCAUGGAGAUGGCGGGUAUAUAAGGAUAGCUAGAAAACAAAACUUGAUCUCGGAUUUCUUUGUGAUGGAAAUUGAAACAGAACCAGAAGCUUGAGGUAACUCUUUAAUGCUUGGAUCAGGUCUUCUGAUCUUUCAUAGGUUUUAAAACUCUGUGUAACCAGUAGUAAGUAAGUCUAUUAGGAGAUCGAUAAGGCUCUGACAUUUCUUAGGUUUGAGUUGUUUUUAAGAUCAAAAUCAUAUUCUGCAAAUGUAAGCUGCUUCAAAGUUUGUCGGUGUAUUGAAUCUAAUCACUCUUAAUUCUGACAAGCUUUGGUUUGCAUUAAAAAUGAUGACUCUUU